Molecule: messenger RNA, 2574 nt
Organism: Orycteropus afer afer
Lineage: Eukaryota; Metazoa; Chordata; Mammalia; Tubulidentata; Orycteropodidae
Source: RefSeq, a predicted model, not a curated record
AUGCUGGCUCUGCCCGCCCUGGCUGUGGGACACCACCCAGGAGGCCGAAGACGCCUCAUGGUUUGGUGCAUCCAGUCCUGCCAAGUUAGCUCUUCCCAGGCCACGCCCUCUGGCCAAGCCAGCCUGCAGGUGGACCGGCUUGGGGUGGAGGCCAUCAGCCUGCAGUCUCCUGGACCUAGUGCACUGGCCUUCCAGCGCCUGGCCCAAGGGCUGGGCACUCAAAGUGAGGAGUCGGCUCCAACUCACAGCGGCCCCGUGGACGACAGCGGCCCCGUGGACGACGGCGGCCCCGUGGACGACGACAGCGGCCCCGUGUAUGAGGACAGCGGCUCCGUGUAUGACAACAGCGGCCCCGUGUGCGACAGUGGCCCCGUGUACAACGACAGCGGCCCUGUGUAUGAUGAUAGCAGCCCCGUGGACAAUGACAGCAGCCCUGUGGACGACGACAGUGGCCCCAUGUAUGAGGACAGUGGCUCCGUGUAUGACGACAGCGGCCCCGUGUGUGACAGCGGCCCCGUGGACGACGACAGCGGCCCCGUGUACGACGACAGUGGCCCCGUGUAUGAUGACAGUGGCCCCGUGUGUGACAGUGGCCCUGUGGACGACCACAGCGGCCCCGUGUACGACGACAGUGGCCCCGUGUAUGAUGACAGUGGCCCCGUGUGCAACAGCGGCCCCGUGGACGAUGACAGCGCCCUGCCCUGCCCUGCGCCAUCCUCACAGUCAUGGCCGUGUUUGAGCCACGUGGUGGCCACUCAUCUCGUUGAGGGUCUGCGCCUGUUACCAGUUGACAUGAGGGCUGCCAGACUCGGGGAAGACCCCACUCAGCCAGCACCAUCCAGUGUGGACCUACUGUCCCCGCAGCUGGUCCUCAAAGCCCAGGGCCUCAGGAACCUGCAUUUCCAGUUGGGUGAGGGAAUGAUGAACCCCAAAUCUGUAGAUCAGGAGGCAGGCCGGAGGCCUCUGCUGGCUUACGGGGUUGGCACAUCCAAAGUUGUAGGUCAGGCAGCAGGCUUGAGAUUUCUGUGGGCUUACAUCCUGCAGAAAAAGAACAGGACGCCAGGUUUUAUCACACUCAGCGUGGACCCCGUCCUGUGCCGCCCCGCGGUCAGCGUGGACCCCGUCCUGUGCCGCCCCGCGGUCAGCGUGGACCCCGUCCUGUGCCGCCCCGUGGUCAGCGUGGACUGGGCUGUCGUGAUCCUGGCCCUCAGGGCUGUGCGGGAUGGUCCUCGAGAUGUGGUCCUGCAGCUGCUGAGGUCACGGCCGCUGGAACAGAUGGAGAGUCUCUCCCCAAAGAUGCAGCAAUGGGACCUGAGUGGCGAAGGGGCCAGUGAGAUGCCCUGCUGGGCUGUGGGUGUGGCCUCCUCGAUGCGAAUUCCAGGGCCAGAAGUGCUCUGCAUGUACUUCCAGGCCAUCCUCAUCCUCCUGGCCGUGACGCUGCUCCUGCUGGCUGGCUUUCUGCAGCUGGACUUGGGGCUGCUCACGCCCCUGUUCCAGAGGGCUGCAAAGCCACCUGUCACCAACAUCAUGUUCCUCAAGACGCACAAGACGGCCAGCAGCACCGUGUUGAACGUGCUGUUCCGCUUCGCUGAGACGCACAACCUGUCCGUGGCGCUGCCGGAAGGCCAGCGCUUCCACCUCGGCUACCCCUGGCUCUUCCUGGCGCGCUACGUGGAGGGCAGUGAGCAGAAGGGCCCCGGCCCGCGGCGGCGCUUCAACCUCAUGUGCAACCACCUGAGGUUCAACCCGGCUGAGGUGCAGAAAGUCAUGCCUGAGGACACCUUCUACUUCUCCAUCCUCCGGAACCCAGUCUCGCAGCUGGAGUCCUCCUUCGUCUACUACAAGAACUACGUGCCCGCCUUCCAGGCCGUGAGCAGUCUGAGCGCCUUCCUGGCCUCGCCGUGGACCUACUACAACGACAGCGUAGGCCUGAAGAACGCCCACGCCAGGAACAGCAUGUGGUUCGACUUGGGCUUCGACAACGACGCCUGGCCCGAGGAGGGCUACGUGCGCGCGCGCAUCGCCGAGGUGCAGCGCCGCUUCCAGGUGGUCCUCAUCGCCGACUACUUCGACGAGUCCAUGGUGCUGCUGCGCCGCGCCCUGGGCUGGACGCUGGACGACGUGGCCUACUUCAAGCUCAACUCCCGCAGCCAGCGCAGCAUCACCAGCCUGACGCCCGAGGACCGGGAGCGCGCCAAGCGCUGGUGCGCGCUCGACUGGAGCCUGUACCAGCACUUCAACCGCACCUUCUGGGCCCGCGUGCGCGCCGAGCUGGGCCCCCGGCGGCUGCGCAGAGAGGUGGGGCUGCUGCGCGCGCGGCGACAGGAGCUCACCCGCCUGUGCGUGCAGGACGGGGCGCCCAAGAACAAGUCGCAGAUCACGGAUGUGCAGCUGAAGCCCUACCAGCCAGGGAAGGCUGACAUCCUAGGCUACAACCUGCGGCCGGGCCUGGUCAACGAGACGCUGGAGCUUUGCCGGAGGAUGGCGAUGCCCGAGCUCCAGUACAUGGCUCACCUGUAUGCCCUGCAGUUCCCGGAGAAGCCCCCCAAGAACAUCCAGUUCCUGAACGAGUAG